GCCCUUAGAAAAGCUAACAAUUCGUGAAACUCAUUGUGUGUGAAUGCAAUCGAUCCGUCUUUAAAUAUUUCUUUAUAUAUAUUAAUUUCGUCUUGUGUAGCGUUCGACAAGUACAUACACUAUGGGAUCAAUUGUAUCUUCUUGGAUGAAAUCACUAGUAGCACCAACCAAGCGAGUCACCCAAAUCUCUGAUUGGAAGGUUUAUCUAAAAAAGGAGUCGAGAAAACCAUCUCGAUUGACGGUGAUAUAUUUCUUUGCAUCAUGGUAUUCCCGUUGUAACCCAUUAGAACCUGGCCUCGAUUACCUUGCUUCCAAAUAUACAGACAUUAACUUCUUUAAGAUCGAUAUCGAUAAGUUAACGGGUGUGGCAAAGAAAUUCCAGGUAAAUACACUGCCUACUCUUGUAGUUUUAAAACAAGGAGAAGUAGUGAAAAUAAUUGAUAGUGACAAGAUUGACGUCAUAGAGAAUAUGAUCAAGGAAGUGGCGGAGACGGAAGCUUCAAAACCUGCUGCCACUAACUGAUUUUACCAAUUUUCAUUCUAUUUGUUCUUCAAAGUCUUCAUGCUAAAAGUUUGUAUUGAAUAAAGAAUUAAUGGUCUAAAUUUUUAGAUAUAAAAUUCCAAAUUAUAUUGCUUGUA
Erigeron canadensis is the source of this 639-nucleotide messenger RNA. RefSeq names its product thioredoxin-2-like. The record is from RefSeq and is a predicted model, not a curated record. Bases 122 to 523 code for a protein of 133 amino acids. The transcript has 2 exons. Lineage: Eukaryota; Viridiplantae; Streptophyta; Magnoliopsida; Asterales; Asteraceae.